Messenger RNA from Callorhinchus milii (elephant shark), 525 nucleotides. RefSeq names its product growth hormone releasing hormone (gene ghrh). The coding region runs from base 1 to 525 and encodes 174 amino acids. The record is from RefSeq and is a predicted model, not a curated record. The transcript is spliced from 6 exons. Gene Ontology annotation, biological process: adenylate cyclase-activating G protein-coupled receptor signaling pathway; positive regulation of growth hormone secretion; positive regulation of cell population proliferation. NCBI's taxonomy places the organism in Eukaryota, Metazoa, Chordata, Chondrichthyes, Chimaeriformes, Callorhinchidae. Gene Ontology annotation, molecular function: growth hormone-releasing hormone receptor binding; growth hormone-releasing hormone activity; neuropeptide hormone activity. Gene Ontology annotation, cellular component: perikaryon; extracellular region; terminal bouton.
AUGCUGGACAAAGCCACUUGGCUCGUGUUGUGCUGUCUCACAGCGCACACCUUGUGCUCACCUGUCCACCCGGCGUUCAGAUUGGAAAAUAAAUCGAUCCCAGGAAGAGGGUCCCCUGUGUUGGCUGAGGAGAGCGGCUCAGUGGGGCUGAGGGCUGACUGUCAGGAGAUCGCGUCUGCACUCGAUUCCACUCCCAAACGAACCGAAAGACAUGCGGAUGCAAUCUUCACUAACUCCUACAGGAAGGUCCUGGGCCAGAUCUCUGCCAGAAAGUUUCUCCAGUCUAUUAUGGGGAAACGACUGGGUGAUGAGGAAGACCUUGAACUAGCCAAGAGGAACGCUGAUGGUCUUCUCACAGAUAUCUACACUCAAUAUCUACACCAGCAGCAGAUGGUGAUUAGGAAAUACUUGGCAGCAGUUCUGGGCAGCAAAAGCUUUGAAGAUGUAAACCGAGAGCAGCUGCCUGAGGAUAUUGCUGCGGUCCUGGAGAAAGAUUAUGGUACCAAACCCAUAUAUGGUAACUGA